CGCGGCUCGCGUUCUGUUUACCUGUCGUCUGAAAACACGUGAACCGUGACCACGUGGAUCUGUGUGGGUGACACAGCGGCACGAAUUGACGCGGUGACUUCCGGAAAGUGGUGUAUUACUAUUUUGUGCGGAGACUGGUGUUUUGGAUCUCGACAACCGUGGACACGAAAACAACCGUCAACCUGGAGCCCACGUGCCAGAAACGACGGAAAUGUGAGGCCGACGGAAAGGAGGCGAAGGCGGAGCUGACACAACGCAAUAUGUUCCCUAGCGCUCAAAUUAAAAUGAGAUUGCUGUCGCCAAGCAGUUCGCCGGCCACGUCGCCCACAAUGUCGAAUUCCUCGUCGCCGACGCCACCGACGCCGGCUGCACCGGCGUACAACCAGAAGAUGACCGGGAUACCGUGCGUGGCGGCUGCAUCCAGGUACACGGCGCCGGUCCACAUCGACGUAGGCGGCACCAUAUACACGUCCUCUCUCGAAACGUUAACCAAAUACCCGGAAUCGAGGCUAGCGAAAUUAUUCAAUGGCAGUAUCCCGAUCGUUUUGGACUCUUUGAAGCAGCACUACUUCAUCGACAGGGACGGAGGUAUGUUCAGACACAUCUUGAACUUCAUGAGGAAUUCCCGUCUACUGAUACCGGACAAUUUCGCCGAUUUGGAUCUGUUACUCGAGGAAGCGCGAUACUUUGACAUCGCACCGAUGUGCAGGCAGCUGGAACAAAUGAAGAAGGAGCGUAUAAAGAACGGUUCCACGACGACGACGACGAUGUCGUCCUCUUCCCCGAGUCCUCCGCCGACAAACCAACAGGGUGCUCGUGGUACCAGUUGCACCAGCGUGCCCUGUAACCGGGAUUCCGAGAAGAUCCGCGGCAACGAGGCGAAUUGUAGCUACGAAUGCGUUGCUCUUCAUGUCAGCCCCGAUUUAGGGGAAAGGGUGAUGCUGUCGGGUGGUCGCGCGUUGCUCGACGAGGUGUUCCCGGAAACGACCCAGGCGGUGAUCGACGCCAGGUCGGGUGUUGCUUGGCAUCAACAGGACACUCGUCACGUGAUCAGGUUCCCGUUAAACGGCUACUGCAAACUGAAUUCCGUUCAGGCCAUCACCAGGCUUCUGAACGCCGGUUUCCGUGUAGUGGCCAGCAACGGAGGCGGUGUAGAGGGUCAACAAUUCUCGGAGUACCUGUUCGUUCGACAGGCCGUCAACACCUGACGGAACAACGCGCACCAGCGCAAAACGAGCUCGAGGACGAUCCGUUGUCUUCAACGGGAACACGAUCCCGAGUGAGUUGUCCAGGAGAACCCUUCAAGACUGCCUCGCGAACGAUCGUGGAUCCAGGAUGUUACGACUAAUGGAGCUAGCCGUGGUGUUGUAGUACCAGCUUCCCUGGAAGAUCUCGAGAGAUGCAGUAGAAUUUUAUUUAUUCAAACGUCGAGAGGGAUAAGAUGGUUUGAAUAACUGGGAUGUUGAGACGGUGGAAAGAGUUGAUGUACUUGUUAUUAGUAGAGACUUCCGGGUGGUUAUACUUGGAGAAUUAUUCUGAUGUUUCGUUGAUAUUACCGUUAGAUUCAUCAGGGGUGAUAAUUGAUAUUGUACUAAGUAAUUCGUAAUCGAACUCCACUGAUACUUUCUUCAAAUUAUAUUUUAACAAAUCCAACUUUCUUUGCUCGAGUCUUAUGCAGUCCCGAGUUCUCGUAAUUCGACUACGUAUAAGGUUACAGAGUUACGAUCAGCAAAAUUACCGUUAAAAUCGUUGCAGUAUAUUUUUAUGAAAAUCAGCCCGAGGAACAUAAUCUUCUGGAUAAUGUGUCGUGGAACGGUUAUUAAGCUCGUGACCCACUUAUGCAUAUAAGAACUCUUUAUUAAAUAAGGUGUACCUAUAUGUAUUUAAAUGCCAUACUAAUUACUGUAAAUACCGCGAAUAAACGUGUAUCUAUAUCUA
Molecule: messenger RNA, 1938 nt
Organism: Osmia bicornis bicornis
Lineage: Eukaryota; Metazoa; Arthropoda; Insecta; Hymenoptera; Megachilidae
Gene: twz
Product: BTB/POZ domain-containing protein KCTD1
Exons: 5
Coding region: 261-1208 (315 amino acids)
Biological process (GO): protein homooligomerization
Molecular function (GO): protein binding
Source: RefSeq, a predicted model, not a curated record